This is a messenger RNA of Acanthosepion pharaonis, 1827 nucleotides long. NCBI's taxonomy places the organism in Eukaryota, Metazoa, Mollusca, Cephalopoda, Sepiida, Sepiidae. The record is from the annotation of a GenBank genome assembly.
AUGACUUCCUUUCUUUCUUCGUCUAAUUUUAUUCAUAUUUUAAUUCUUUCCUUCAUUCUUAUCAUUGUCUCUUUCUCUCUCUUUAUUUAUUUUUCUUUCUCUCUUCAUGUCCAUGAUUCCACUUUUAUCUCUUUAAAUAUUCCUCUUUUUUCCGUAUUGAUUCUUUUUCUUUUUUUACUCUCAAUAAUAUUCUUUUUGUCUUUGUUUUUUUCUUUUUCUGUGAUUUUUUUCUCCAUUUUUUCAUUCUUUCUUUGUUUUCGCCAUUUUUCUAUCUUUUUCUUUUCUUUCAAAUUACAUCUGUUUUUUUUUCAUUUUUCUUUCUUUUUCUUUCUUUUUCUUUUUUUUUCAUUUCUUUCUUUCACUUUCUUUCUUUUUCUUUCUUUUUUUUCAUUUCUUCUUUUUUUAUUUCUUUUUCUUUUCAUUCUAUCAUUCAUUCUAUACUUUCUUCCUUCCUUUCUUUCUUUCUUUCGUCCUUUCUUUCUUUCUUUCUUUCUUUCUUUUUCUUCUUUUUUUCGUUUCUUUCUUUCACUUUUUUCUUUCCUUUCCUUCAUUGUCUUCCUUCCUUCUUUUCUUUCUUUUUUUUUUACGUCUUCCAUUGUGUUCUUUCUUUCCUCUUUCUUCUUUCCUUUCUUUUUCCCGUUUUCUUUCUUUCUUUCUUUCUUUUCUUUCUUUCUUUCUUUCUUUCCUUCACUGUUUCUUGCUCUUUUCUUUUCUUUCAUUUCUCCCCCUUUCGUUCUUUUUCUUUUUUCUUUCUUUUCUCCCUUUUCUUUCUUUCUCUUCAUUUCUCCCUUUCUUUUUCUUUUACGUCCGUUUAUCUUUCUUUCCUUUCUUUCUUUUUUUCUUUCUUUGUUUCUUUCUUUUCUUUCUUUCUGUUUGCUCUUUUUUCUUUUUUCUUUCCUUCAUUUUCGUUCUUUUUUUUUUCGUCUUUCCUUCCUCUGUUCCUUUCUCCCUUUCUUUCUUUUUCUUCUUCUUUCCUUCCUCCCUUUCUUUUUCUUUCUUUUCUUUCUUUCUUUCUUCAUUUCUUCGUUUCUUUCAUGUUUUUUUUUUUAUUCUUUUCCUUCCUUCCUUCCUUCCUUCCUUCCUUCUUUCUCACUUUUUUCUUUCUUUCUUUCCUUCGUUUCUUUCUUCACUGUUUUGCUCUUUUUUUCAUUGUCUUCCUUUCCUUUCUUUUUUUUACGUCCGUCCUUCCUCCCUCCCUUUCUUUCUUUUUUCUUUCAUUUUCUUUCUUCUUUCUUUCUUCAUUCUUUCUUUCAUUUUCUUUUUCUUUUCUUCAUUCCUCCCUUUCAUUCUUUUUUCGUCCUGUUUCCUUCUGUUUGCUCCCUUCCUCCCUUUUCUUUUUUUGUCGUCCUUCCUCCUCUCCUUUCUUUUCUUUUUUCUUUCUUUUCUUUUUUUUCUUUCUUUCUUCAUUUCUUUCUUUGCUCUUCUUUCUUCAUUGUCUCCCUUCCUUUCUUUUUACGUCCGUCCUUCUUUUCCCUGUUUUCCCUUUCUUCAUUGUCUUCUUUCUUUUUUUUUUAUAGUCCGUCCUUCCUCCCUCCCUUUCUUUUCUUUUCUUUCUUUUUUCUUUCUUUCUUCUUUCUUUUUCUUUUUUCUUCUUUUCAUCUUUCUUCUUUUUCUUCAUUGCUCCCUUUUCAUACUUUUUACGUCCUUCCUCCCUCCCCUUCCUUCCUUUCUUUCUUUUUCUUUUUUCCUUCGUUCUUUUUCUUCGUUUCUUUCUUCACUGUUUGCUUCUUUCUUCAUUGUCUCCUUUCUUUCUUUUUAUUUUCCGUCUUUCCGUUUCUUCCUCCCUUUCUUUUUUCUUUUUUUUCUUUCUUUUCUUUCUUUCUUUAA